Messenger RNA from Lethenteron reissneri (Far Eastern brook lamprey), 2526 nucleotides. RefSeq names its product DnaJ heat shock protein family (Hsp40) member C17 (gene DNAJC17). Lineage: Eukaryota; Metazoa; Chordata; Hyperoartia; Petromyzontiformes; Petromyzontidae. The record is from RefSeq and is a predicted model, not a curated record. Gene Ontology annotation, biological process: spliceosomal complex disassembly. Gene Ontology annotation, cellular component: spliceosomal complex. Gene Ontology annotation, molecular function: RNA binding.
CUUCGAACUCCGCCGCCCGGGGCCGCGAGAGACGGCGCCGCUGUCUCUGCGCGGGGCCUCGGCGUCGCUUCGCCAAAGCCGGGAGAGGGAGGAACGGGGAGAGAGGAACUGGGCCAGGGGGUGGUGGUGGGGACGAGAGCGUGGAAGCGAGAGCGAGAGACACGAGCGCUGUUAGCGUGGAGACGCUGCCAGGCCGCUCUUUGACUGCACGGCGAAGGCGGAGUGGGCAGUCGGCGGCAGGGCUGCUACUGCUGCUGCUGCUGUGGCCGCGGCUCCUGUGUCUGGGGCGGUCAGCGGAGCAAGGGACGCGGCGGUGGGAAGAGCGACGCGGCUCUGCUUGGGAAGUGGUGCCAGGCCAGGGGCUGGACUCGGAGUCGGCGGGGGUGGUGGAGGACGUGGUUCUUGGGGGCCUGUGGGUCGUGGUGGUCGUGCUGGUGGUGGUGCCCGUCUGUGUUAGGACGGCAGACACUGUGACUUGGGGUGGUUACUUGUGGUAGGUCGCUGUCGGGAGGGCACGAGGUGGUAGGUAGGUCGCUGUCGGGACCGCCGCUGCUGCUGUUAGGUCAGGAAGAAGCUUGACCCGGCGCCGGGUUUGGCAGCCACAUGGCAGCCAAAGACUGCAAAGAUGUCCUGCAGAUGGAUCUGUACGGCUUGCUGGGUAUCAAGGAGAACGCGUCUCCUAAGGAGAUCAAGAAGGCGUACAGGAGAAAGGCACUUGAGUGUCACCCGGACAAAAACCCAGACAACCCCAGUGCUGUGGAGCUGUUUCACGAGCUGUCCCGGGCCCUUGAAGUGCUGACGGACGCUGCAGCCAGGGCAGCCUAUGAUAAAGUGCAAAGGGCGAAACGUCUCGCAGCCGAAAGGACCAAGAAUCUCGAUGAAAAACGAAAGAAGGUGAAACUGGACCUGGAAUCGAAAGAAAGCAACGCGUGGAGCAGCCGAGAGGAGCAGGAAGCGGCAGCGAAGCGGCUUCAGGAAGAGAUCGAGCGACUGAGAGAGGAGGGAUCGCGCCAACUCGAGGAGGAGCAGAAGCUGAUCCGAGAGCAAAUUCGGCGACAGAAGGAGCAGAGAGGGCACGGCAACUCCACAUCCACACAUCAAGUUACACCCAAGCUAAAGGUGAAAUGGAAGAGCAAGAAGGACGACGAAUCGAACGGCGGAUACUCGGAGCAACAGCUGAUGGUCAUCUUUCAGAAGUACGGUGAGGUUAUGAACCUUCUCAUCUCCGCCAAGAAGAAAGGAUCGGCAAUCGUCGAGUUUGCUUCACCCAAGAGCGCGGAUUUGGCGGCACGGAACGAGCUGGGCCUUGCACAGAACCCCAUCUCGGUGUCGUGGCUGGAGGGCCGUCCUCCUGGCUUCUCCAGCUCCUCCCGCCCUCCCUGCGGCCCCACCAGUAGCACCGCCCCGCCCGUGGAGCGAGACUUUGAGUCGGUGGUGAUGAUGAGGAUGCGUCAGGCGGCGGAGCGACAGCGACUCAUAGACGAGAUCCGUCGCGAAGAGGAGGAGGCGGGGGAGCUCUGAGCAAUGGUGCGAGUGUAUUAAGAGGAGUGUGUGUGCGUGUGUAUGUGGUGAGCGGUAGUUUAGCGGUUAGCGCACUGCUCUCCGAAUCUGGCGACCCGAGUUCGAUUUCCGCUCACGGCCACCAACAGUGGCGAUUAUCUGAACCGGUCUGUUGCCUCCCCUAGUACGACUCAGCCUCAAAUGAGUAGCUGGUGUGGUGUGUUGUAAACAUCACCACUGGGGAGACAGAGGCGGCCGGGUGCGAUGUUGGCUACCCACCCCCUAGUGUGCCAUGCCGGCCUUGAUAGGUGCUCGCUAACAGCACUUCCCCAACAGUCUGGAAAAAGGCUACGGGGGGGGGGUCAUUGUGUGUGUGUGCAUGCGUGAGAAUGAUGGAGUGAAUCUGUGCGUGAGGGUGUGUGUGUCAAUGAGUUGGUGUAAAUGUGAGGAUAAUGGAGCGAAUCUGUGCGUGUUUUGUGUUGGCAUCUGUGUAGUGUGUGUGUUUAUAUAAGGUUUUUGUGUGUGUAUAUGGGGAGGGGGUCGUAUAGUGGUCAGCGCAACUGUGCCACCUUUGUUACUCGAGUUCAUUUUCCGGCCACAGCGAACAUGAGUGGCAAUUAUCUGAACCUGCCCUAGGUUUACUUAGCCUCAAGUGAGUACACGGUGUGGUCUGUAAACAUCAGCACCGGGAGAUGAAGGUGGCUAGGUCUGACUACACCACUCCUACCAGUGCCCCGCAGGCCUUAAUAGGUGCUCGCUAACAGAACCUGCCCCAACAAGGCUAUGCUGAGAAUAUUUGUUGUGUGCGUGGGUAUACAUGUGUUGGGUGUGUGUAUACAUGUUUGUGUGUGUGUGUUUUUUGCGCACAGCUACGCAUGUGUGUUGGGGUGUGUGUGUGUGUGCAUUUCUACACUCAAGACAACAUUGCAAGAAUUUUUUAAACGUUUAUUUUUUAAUUAAUAGACUGAGCGAACCAUUUUUGUUCAUCUCUGCCCUGACAAUUCACAAUAAACUUCAACAGCAGCA